Messenger RNA from Anopheles moucheti, 585 nucleotides. RefSeq lists its product as uncharacterized. The record is from RefSeq and is a predicted model, not a curated record. Bases 1 to 585 code for a protein of 194 amino acids. NCBI's taxonomy places the organism in Eukaryota, Metazoa, Arthropoda, Insecta, Diptera, Culicidae. The transcript has 2 exons.
AUGUCUUCGAAGCAACAGGUGCUCCAACGCUCGGUGUCCUCGGAUGCUGGGCGCCUUAUUGUGUCGCUGCUCGUUGCAGUGUGUCUCGUUGGCAGUGCGUUGGCACUGAACUGUAAAAUCUGUCAAUCGACCGGAGAUUACGAGGCCUGUCUGCGCAGUCCGUCCGCACCGUGCACGGUACCGCUGGUGAACACCACCCAUCUUUAUCUGACCACUGCAAACCCGACACUGCGAAACGUUACGUACCAGGGUGUACCAAUGUUCCAGUGCUUCCAGGUGAACUACACCGUUGGGCUGAUGUGGCACUAUCAGAUGGGGUGCACCUACACUAACACCAAGAUCUGUGAGGGUUGGCGAGCGGCCAGCAAAUGCCUUACAACCACGUCCAAUGUGAUGGGCGUACCGGGCCGGGUACCGGUUCCACACACUGCCGUUUACAACCCGCACGGUCCACCAAACGGUGCCGUGACCGGGAUGAAGCGCAGCUCUAAUUCGGCUGCCGCCAGUAGAAAUGCCGUGCUGGUGGACUGUAUCAUGCUGACGAUGGUGGUGGGUUGGGCAAUCAGAAAGGUGCUAGGAUACUAA